GGGCCGUUUGGGAUUCAGCCCCAGCUUUUCGCCUGCCUUGUUUAGCCGAUCUGAAUUGUGCUAAUUCUGACAUUUAACUCCGGAAACACAAAUGUAAAAGCGCUAACAACCUCCAUAGGGCGAAUAUCAAGCUCUGCGCUACUUUAGCUAUCAGACAGCGGUGCGGGUGAGCAGCCAUGUCUCGGGUGGUGAAAAAGCGGCAGGCUGACCCCAAAGUGGUGCAGUAUGUGUGGUCAGCCAUCAGAGUGAUCCGCAGCCAGAAACAGAUCGCUAACAUGGAUCGAAUCUCAAAGUAUUUGAGCCGUGUGUAUGGGAUGCACCCCAAAGAGACAUCCAGGCAGCUGGUGUUAGCGGUGAAGGACGGCCUCGUGGUGGAGACGCUCACUGUGGGCUGUAAGGGCUCUAAAGCUGGAGUGGAGCAGGAGGGCUACUGGCUGCCAGGAGACGAGAUGGAGCAGAUGUCUGAGGGCAAUAAGGACUGGGAGGCAGAGAGUCACGACUGGUACUGUUUCGAGUGUCACCUCCCCGGAGAUGUGCUGGAGUGCGACAGCUGCUUUCGUGUCUAUCACCUCCGCUGUCUCACUGACGAGCUCCGGCCCAGAGACACCACAUCUCACUGGCAGUGCUCUGUCUGCCGGGGCAGUAAAAGAAGAACCCUUACUAAACAGGAAAUGGUCACAUAUCUGAAGUUUAUUCUUGCACGAAUGAAAGAAAGGGCCAUCGACCUACACAAGAGAGGCAAAGAGACAAAGCAGGCUAUGUACCGGAGGCUGAUCCACACGGCACUGGAUGUGGAUAACAUUCAGGAGAAUAUUUCUGAGGGCAAGUACAAGAACUUUGAGGAGUUUAAAGCAGAUGCUCAGCUGAUUGUCCACAAUACAGCGAUUCUGCACGGAGCACGUAGUGAUCAGACUGAAAUCGCCAGACUUCUCUACAACGACACCUGCCAUGAGUUGAAUGAGCUGUUGUUGUGCAGAAACUGCUUCCAUCUGUCCAAUGCUCGGCCUGAUAACUGGUUCUGUUAUCCCUGUGUUCCUGGUCAUGAGCUGGUGUGGGCCAGAAUGAAGGGUUUUGGUUACUGGCCUGCCAAAGUGAUGCAGCGAGAAGGGAACCAGGUUGAUGUUCGCUUCUUUGGUCACCAGCACCAGAGAGCCUGGAUACCUUCAGACAACAUCCAGGAUAUUUCGGUGAACGUGCAGCAGCUUCAGGUGAAGCGCAGUAGUGGCUGGAAGAAGGCGUGUGAGGAACUCGAGCUGCACCAGCGCUUCCUCCGUGAGGGACGUACAUGGAAGGGACGCACAGACGAGCGGCAAGACGAGGCAGAGUCCAGCAUCUCCUCCACCAGCAAUGAGCAGACGAAGAGUAAUCAGGAGCCAAAAGCUAAAAAGAGCCGCCGUUCCCAACCACCAGAACCCAAAGAAGAGGAGCCUGAGCCUGAGGUGGAAGCGGUGAGUUCGAGUCAGGAGAUUCCCACCGCGGCUCCUCACCAGCCUGAGCGCAUGUCCGUCUCAACACAAACCAAAAAGUCUCCAUCAUCUUCAUCCUCUCCCGCUCCCCGCAUGCUGCACCGCGCCACACAGACCCUUAAUGAGGGCAGCUGUCAAAACAUGUGCCAUGACAAGUACACCAAAAUCUUCAGCGAUGUCAAGGAGAUGAUGAAGGCUGAAAACAAGCGUGAGACAGAGCGAGUGCUGAAGGAGGCACUGGACAAGCUGAGGGUGGAGAUGGAGGAGGAGAAGAGGCAGGCGGUGAGUAAAGCGGUGGCGAACACACAAGCGGAGAUGGAGCGCAAAUGUAAGCAGGUGAAGGAAAAGUGUAAAGAGGAGCUGAUGGAGGAGAUGAAGAAGAUAGUAAACCAACACAAGCAGCUCAUCUCUCAGACCAAAAAGAAGCAGUGGUGUUAUAAUUGUGAGGAGGAGGCGAUGUACCACUGCUGCUGGAACACGUCGUACUGCUCCAUCAAGUGUCAGCAGGAACACUGGCACGCCGAUCACAAACGCACCUGUCGCAGGAAGAGAUGAGCUGCAGCCAAUCACAGCGCCAUCCAUCUACAUGCCACGCUGUUGGAUGAUUUCCCGUCAGCCCAAGUUUUAAACACUUUCCUCAACACAGACUAUUUUCUCAGUGAGCCUGAGGCAUAACGUAGCGAGGAACCGAUUUUACUUUUUAUUUUAUUUUAUUAUAUUUUAUGUAAAUCUUUUAUUUGCGGUAAAAUAAAAAGAGUCUUGCUUGCCUACAAACUAACUGAAAUGUGAAGUAAUAACCUUUUUAAACACGUGAUUCUGAAUCACUUGCUGUGUAGAUAUUUGACUUUUCUACUCGCGGACGGUGUUUUGCCUCCUGUGUUGAUGGACGUCGGUGUUUUACUGAGUUCGUUGUGGGAGAUUUUGUUGGUUGUGAUGCAUCAUGUUCUGGGAACAGGGUUGAAGAUGGCAGGACAUUUCUGUCGGGGAAAAAAUACAAUCUUCCAUUUAUGAAUAUGCACAUUAUGUUACAUUUUAAUAUGGAAAAUGUCCUUUUAAUGAGACCAGAUUAUUUAUGUGCAAAUUUUGGGCUCUAUAGUCAAAGUGUUUUUGAGUCAAAACUUCGAGAUGUUAUUGUGUGUAACACAUCCUGAUGCUACCUGUGUUACGGAUGGAGAUCAGUUUCGUUUGCAAAGGUUCAGAAUUGAGAUGUGAGCUGUAUAGAAAUCAGCAUAAACUCUACACUUAACAGUGAAUUGAAACAAAAACUGUUAACAUGCACUCCUUUUCUGUCGCGUAUAUGGAAAGAGAAAAGAAAACAUGCUGAGUUUGUGGCUGAUGUAGAAUCAGCUGAAUGAUGAAGGAAACCAUCAGUUACUCGUGAGCUUUAAUUGUUACUCACGUGUUUAAUGCAUUUGAGAAUCUUCUGCUCUUCCUCUCUGUUCGUCACUGUUGCACUACGUGUAAAUAAACAUCUGCCGCUAAACGUGACUGUUUUAAGAUUUGCACGUCAGCAGCAUUAUGUACAUUUCAUGAAUGCAUUAAAUGUAUUUGAUUUUGUCAAAAACUAAACAAAGAAUUAUUUGUAAUUCUGGGAAAAGAUCUCAUUCCAGUGCGCAUGAAAAAUUGUUUGUGUUUACUCGCCGCUUCUCGUUUCUCUCCUCGCUGCUGGAUUUCUGCAGUGAAUUCAACAUUUUUUCUUUUUUUUGUUUUUUUAAAGGAAACUUGACUUCAUUUUGUAAUCACAGAUUCUUUUGUAUUGUGGGCAACGUAACGACUACUGAAAGUGCGACCGAGUCCGAGCCUGGUGUUUCCUUUCAGAUGUGCGUUUGGAGUCAUGUGGUGUAAAAGUCCUGCCCCUUCCUGGGUGUGUCUGUAAAAGACGCCCCGCCUCGCAUUACACUCUGUAACAGUAACUCUGUAUAAUAAACAAUAAACAUAUCAAACACC
Molecule: messenger RNA, 3413 nt
Organism: Ictalurus punctatus (channel catfish)
Lineage: Eukaryota; Metazoa; Chordata; Actinopteri; Siluriformes; Ictaluridae
Gene: zmynd11
Product: zinc finger, MYND-type containing 11
Exons: 16
Coding region: 177-2021 (614 amino acids)
Biological process (GO): regulation of transcription elongation by RNA polymerase II
Molecular function (GO): transcription corepressor activity; protein binding; DNA binding
Source: RefSeq, a predicted model, not a curated record